AUGCCAGAUCUCUGGGAUCCAAUCGUCAAAGCCACAGAGUCUACAAGCCGCUAUGCUCGCCUGGUGAAAUUGACCCCUAAUAUCGUGGGUUCUAAUGUACAUGUGCAGUUUGAAUAUACACGUGGAGAUGCAGCGGGCCAGAAUAUGGUCUCGAUUGCUACUCAGCGUGCCUGUGAUUGGCUUCUUGAUUCUACACAGGAUCUGGGGCUGAACAUCACAAGAAUCCUUAUUGAAGGCAAUGUGGCGCCGAACAAAAAGCCAUCCUGGGGAGCUGUUGACUCGCCUAGAGGUGUGGAGGUUGUUGCAUGGACUUGCAUUUCUGAUACCGUAUACCGUGCCGUUCUCAAAUGCACAACCGAGAGCCUAUACCGCACUUUCCGCACCACACAAGAGGGAAGGAUUCGAAAUGGUCGGUUCGAAUCCAAUAUAAACGUAACAAAUAUCAUCACCGGGAUUUUUGUUGCGACUGGUCAGGAUGUCGCAGCGAUUGCUGAAGGGCCUUGGGGUCAUUUGACCCCAGAGUACGAUCAUGAGUCUCGCCAGCUUAAAUUGACCCUCUAUUUCUCAUCUCUACUAGUUCGUACCGUUGGAGGUAGAACUGGGUAUGAAAUACAGCGAGAAGCCCUGGGAACUUUGGGAUGCAUCGGUCCUGCGGGUCUGAUUGCGGCCUUUUCUCUUGUGCUUGAAAUCAGCACUGCAGCGUCCGGAACAAACAACACCUUCACCAAAGGCCAUGAGCGACUAGAACGUGCACAGCAAGAAAAUAGAAAGACAAGCAAGUUUUGA
Molecule: messenger RNA, 786 nt
Organism: Penicillium vulpinum
Lineage: Eukaryota; Fungi; Ascomycota; Eurotiomycetes; Eurotiales; Aspergillaceae
Exons: 2
Coding region: 1-786 (261 amino acids)
Biological process (GO): coenzyme A metabolic process
Molecular function (GO): hydroxymethylglutaryl-CoA reductase (NADPH) activity
Source: RefSeq, a predicted model, not a curated record